This is a messenger RNA of Ostrea edulis (European flat oyster), 2831 nucleotides long. RefSeq names its product carbohydrate deacetylase-like. The record is from RefSeq and is a predicted model, not a curated record. Lineage: Eukaryota; Metazoa; Mollusca; Bivalvia; Ostreida; Ostreidae. Gene Ontology annotation, molecular function: deacetylase activity. Gene Ontology annotation, biological process: carbohydrate metabolic process. The coding region runs from base 1588 to 2487 and encodes 299 amino acids. The transcript is spliced from 5 exons.
GCCAAUGGGGAGCUUCAGUUUCAUUUUUUAUCAGCUUCAUUUAGUUACAAUGGUGUUUAACAGAGUUUUGUGGAUGACUGAUCACAAGUUAUGAAUACUUCUGAGUUUCAAUUUUAUUGAAGGACAAGGUGUGUGUGAUGUCAAAAAGCCUACCGAGGUAGCCUUUAAUUUCUGGUGAAGAGCGACUGUGUUAAAAUCAAGUUGAUGAGUCAUACGUUUAGAUGAUGUUCAUUUUAAAAACAUUUUAUGAUUUGAAUUCUACUGAACGUUAUGAAUUUUUUAUAUGAUGUGGCACCAUACAUCUGACGUUUCUCCUUCAUAGCAGACAUUUUUCUGUGUGUGAACAGUUUUUAAAUCGAGGCAGGCUACUAACAAACAAGUUGAUCUUACAGGGGUUUCAAAAAUGUCGCUUAAAGUUAGCAAUUCGCAAAUUCUAUGGUCGUUAUAACGAUCUAGUUUGCCAAUACAACGUAUCAUUGGAUCAAAUGCUGUCUGAUGUGAUUCCAUACCAAUUGUUAGGCCGUUCUUUGCAUACUAAUUUGGACUACGGAUUACUCCGUUACCUGAUCAAAAUAUAUGGCUCACGGCGGGUGUGACCGUCGACAGGGGAUAUUUACUCCUCCUAAGUACCUAAUCCCACCUCUGGUAUGCCCAGGUGUCCGUGUUUGUCCAACUCUUACUUUUUUAUUCUUUCUAAGAGUUAUGAUAUUGAUCACUGUUCGUUAUCUUCACCUUUUCAUUCUUAAGGUAAAACGUGCGAUUUUAAAGUUGAAGUUGUCUGUGUAAAAUUAGAGUGUUUUAAGUUACAAAAUAAAUAUUUCACUAGAUUGUUUGUAAACAAAAACAAGGCUGUAAUUGUAUUUACUCUUCAUAAUUAAAUUCCUUUUACCACUAAUGCAUUAUUAAUCUAGCAGAUUCCGUAAAAUACUAACCGUGGAAUUUGGAGUUGCAAUAGAGGAAUCACAAACCUGCCAAGCCCCCUGGUCAAUACAAAAGUGGACACUAUGUGAAUGCAGAUUUAUCAAAUGUUUUACAACACGACUGCUGCAUUUUUGAACUUUAGUCAAUUUCAUAAACAGUGCAAUCACCUUUAGCCUGUGUUAGAGGAAGUUUACAGAGAACCCGGACGUACAGUCUGUUCAACACGUUUCCUAAUUGCUUAAAUUAAUUCAUUAACAUAGAAAUAAUUCAUGUACAUGUAUAAAUGUGAAACGUGAAAUGCAUUUGAUUUUUGUGAGGUAUAAUUCAGGUAAAAAUAAACCGAUGUUUUACAUUUUGGCUUCACAAUUCAAUCGUUAAAUAAAGAAUGAUAGUUUGGAUUGUACAUCAACAUUAUUAACUUUGAGACUGAUAGUCUCAAUACCAUUAUAACUUUAGGACUAUAGUCUAACUUUGAAUAGCCUGAAUAACGUAAUAUAGAGUAAACAGCGAGUUAACGGUGAUAUGUAAAUCAGCCCCCAAAACCUGCGAGAUGACAUCACGCCUCUAGAUAAGUGAUUCAUAUGUUUGUAGGAUCAUAAAACCCUCUUCAGUUCCCUUACAUUAUCCGCAGAAAGAUAACAGCCAGACAGAUAACGAAGGGCGGCCAUGAGGAAGCUUUUAGUCAUUAACGCCGAUGAUUUCGGCUAUAGCGUGGAGAGGAACAGAGGAAUGGUGGACUGUUUCCGGGAUGGGGUCAUCAGUGGGGUCACGAUGAUGGUCAACGGUAUCGCUGUGGAGGAUGGGGCGAGACGAGCAAAGGAAGCCCGUAUGCCAACAGGUAUGCAUUUAAAUGUCACGGAGGGGAUACCUGUCGGAACAAAGAGAAAUACUUUAACAGAUGAGAACGGUCACUUUCUUGGAAGCCUCGGAUUUCGAAAAGCCAUGGCAAAUGGGGACAUAGAUUUGGAGGAUUUUAAGAAGGAGAUGCAGAGCCAGAUAGACCGAUUUGAGUCUUUGAUGGGACACAAGCCAACACAUAUUGACGGACAUCAACAUGCUCAUCUUGUACCAGGUGUCUGUGAAGUUUUCGGGUCACUUCUACGGGAGAACGGGGUGCGGAGUACAAGAUGUCCAUACGAAGACCUUGAACCCAACCACGUGUAUUCCUGGACUGCCGAUGCUGUUGACGACUUUGAUGCGUCCUUCCGAGAAGUAGUUCAGCAGGCUGCAAGUGCAAAAUCUACCAUGAAGGAAACCAAUAUUUGGGUGACCGACCGGUUUGUCGGAUUGCAAACAAUGGGGCCAGACAUGACACUUGAACGAUUACAACGACAGAUAGCAAAGGUUUACGGUCCUCCAGGAAAUGACGUCAUAACAUGUGAGUUUAUGGUGCAUCCUGGAUACAUAACUGGUAAAGACGGCGGUUGUGGAGUAGGGCCAGACGAUUUCUCCGCAUCACCAGACCGUGAGCACGAGAUGUCAAUCUUGAGAAGCAAGGAAAUGCUGGAGUUCUAUCGCAAACAGGGAAUUGAAAUCGUUUCGUUUGAUCAGUGUUACAAUCUAUGAAUGUGUGAUGACAUUGGAAAUUCAUAUUGUAUUGAAUUCGAAGAUAUGCAUUUUAAAAGAAAUCAAGUUGCAGAUGGAAUGUAUCUCUAUCUUAGAAUGCAUUAAUCUACCGGUAUAUUUGAAUUUUUUAAACAUCAGAAAAAAAUUUAUUUCCUGUAUAUGCUGGAAGAAGUUAUGUAAUAUAUUUCAUGCAAGAUAAUUCAAAAUUUUAUGUUCAUUUCUAGAAAAAGUUCUGGACGUGAAUCAGGGGGAAGAGAAAGAGAUUUGUGACUUCUGUGAUUUGUCCAAUAUUGUGUAUAUACAUUGUAUCAAUCUCAUAAAUCCUAUAAAGAAUAUAGAAUUAA